CAUCGCAAAUCUCCAGAGGUAUUGGCUAAGUACUCCUUUUGGGGCUAUAUGGAGACAUUGGCACCAGUAGUGCGAUUCGGUAACUUUUUUAACGACAUUCGCAGUGGCUAAUUUAGCUAAAAGAUAAUUAUAAAGAUUUUUCUAUUCAAUAAGUACUUUCUUAUCGAUAUUCGCUAAGUCAAAAUCAGCUGUUUCGUUAACGAUUCGUUUAUGGUUAAGUUAUCGACAUCUCAUUUGGUGUUGUUAAGUUUGCGUUAACCAAACGAAUUUGCGCGCAAGUAAAUCCAAAGUGAAUUUAUAUAAAAGAAAUGGCGUUUGAAUAUGUGGCGUUUAGUUUACACCGAAACUAUGGAGUCAGAAAUACCCCCACAGUGGAUCGGCGUUUGCUCCGGGCCAAUCACGAUCCAUUUGAGCUGGCGCCUUCCGAGUUCCGGAAGCUAUAUCGUGUGGGCCCAGAGACUGCAAUGGAGCUCAUCCAGCGGCUGGAAAUCCAAUUGAAAGGAAAAAGUAUUACCUCAAUAUCGGCGGACAAACAGGUUUUGUGUACACUACGCUUCUACGCCACAGGAUGCUACCAACGGCCUGUAGGGGCACAGUGGGGCAUAUCAAUGAGCCAAUCAUCUAUAAGCCGUCGUAUACAUCGCGUAACUGAUGGCAUAAACAGUGGACUAUUUUUUGAGAGGUUAAGUUCCCUAUGA
Molecule: messenger RNA, 698 nt
Organism: Rhagoletis zephyria (snowberry fruit fly)
Lineage: Eukaryota; Metazoa; Arthropoda; Insecta; Diptera; Tephritidae
Source: RefSeq, a predicted model, not a curated record